Ooceraea biroi (clonal raider ant) is the source of this 726-nucleotide messenger RNA. RefSeq names its product histone-lysine N-methyltransferase SETMAR-like. The record is from RefSeq and is a predicted model, not a curated record. NCBI's taxonomy places the organism in Eukaryota, Metazoa, Arthropoda, Insecta, Hymenoptera, Formicidae. Gene Ontology annotation, molecular function: nucleic acid binding.
AUGAAAGUAUCGCCUCAGGAGACUAAAAAGAAGCUUGAUAAACAUUAUGGUGAAUCUGCACCUUCGAUUAGAACAGUUUAUAAAUGGUUUCAAAAUUUUCGGAGUGGCCAUAUGAGCACAAGUGACGUAGAAUGUUCUGGACGCCCUGUUGAGGCCACUACUCCAGAGAUCAUUGAUAAAAUCCAUGAUAUGGUGAUGGGUGAUAGAAGAGUGAAGAUACGUGAGAUUGCUAGUGCUAUGGGCAUCUCUAGUGAACGGGUACAUAAUAUUUUGCAUCAACAUUUGGGCAUGAAAAAGUUAUUUGCAAGAUGGGUGCCACGAUUGCUCACAGUUGACCAAAAACGAAAUUGUCUGUUUCAGCGGAAUCCACGGGACUUUAGGCGUCGUUUCGUCAUUGUGGACGAAACAUGGAUACACCACUACACGCCUGAGACCAAGGAACAGUCCAAACAAUGGGUUGCCAGCGGGGAGUCUGCACCAAAAAAGGCGAAAAUAGUUCCUUCGGCCGGGAAGGUUAUGGCGACUGUCUUUUGGGAUUCACAAGGAAUAAUCCUCAUCGACUAUAUGGAAAAGGGUAAAACUAUUACAGGUGCAUAUUAUUCAUCGUUAUUGGACCAUUUGAAAACCGAGCUGCAAGAGAAACGUCCACGAUUGGCACACAAAAAGUCCUUUUUCAUCACGACAACGCACCAGCUUACUCCUCUGGAGUUGUGGCUGCAAAAUUGA